ACUUGGAGAUAAUUUGGUAAAUAAUAAAAAAACAUGCGUGCUAGCCAGCUUAAACCUGCGUACCAAGCUUGCAUUUAGCUCGUUACCUCCAAAUGCAGUCAAGGUGGAUUUCAUCGAGCUGAUUUUCUCUAGUAUCAACUUACACAUAAAAAUGCCUUUAAAUCCAUUCAUUUGUCACUUUUUUAAUGAUAAUAUUACUGAAACAAUUAUACUAAAACAUGACUUGUAUAUUAAAGUAAAAGAUUAUGUUAGCUCGUUAACGGAUUACAUUGGCACAUAUGAACCUAUGAAUGAUCAACAUAAAUUAAGCUUACAAGCAUUUUUCUUUCUGCUCGUUUAUAUCGCAUACCGAUAUACUAUCAAAAUAAUGGCAUCUUUUAUUAUAAACAUUUCAUCUGAGCUGCCAAUCGGUAAAGGUAUGGGCAGUUCAACAUCAUUCGCGGCAUGUCUCGCGACAUGCUUUUGGCGUUGGUCGCUUCUGCAAAAAGGAAUUGUCCGCUAUGAAUUCGGCGAAGAAGAUAUGAAAGUGCUUAAACGUUGUAUAACUAUGUGCGAGAAAGUAGUGUACAAUUCUUCGAACAUAAGCGACUCUAUAGUACCAAUAUUCGGCGCAUUAUUAGUAUUCGAAAAGAACGGGCUGCAAAAAAUAUAUGAAAAAUUUCCGAGCAUAAAAGUUCUAAUUAUGUACUCAAAUAUUACAAGCGAAGCUGUGCAAAAGCACUCAUAUCCGUUCGCCGAUAGCAUUCUGGACAGCAUUGACGCUAUAUCGAAAGAAUCUAUUGAAAUAUUUAACCAGAUUGAGGAGGAACCGGGAAUGAAUUUAUAUAAAUAUAGUACAAGUACAUUAUCAGAUUCUUCACAGAGCAAUUACGAGAAAUUAUCAGAUCUUAUUCGUAUGAAUCAAGGAUUAUUAAAUGCAUUAGGAAUAUCACAUUCAAAUGUAGAUACUAUUUGUGCUAUUGCGCAGGAUUAUUCACUAAGUGGGAAGAUGGCAUGUAGAGGCAGACUUGAUUACACCUAUAUCUUAUUACCGCAGAAUAUCACAGACGAAGAUCUCAUUAAACUCCUAGAUAAAUUUAAAUCACGUAACUUUUUUGGCAUAGUAACUAGUUUAUGUGGAGAUUGGAGCGGAGUAAGAGUUGAAUAGUAUAUUUAAAUCAACACUUUAAUAUAUUUAAUAUUUAGCGACUUUAUAUAUAGCGACGAAAUAUCAACAAUGCAUUAACAAAAUAUAGAAUAUAGAAU
Messenger RNA from Pogonomyrmex barbatus (red harvester ant), 1245 nucleotides. Its product is annotated as mevalonate kinase-like. The record is from RefSeq and is a predicted model, not a curated record. Gene Ontology annotation, biological process: isoprenoid biosynthetic process; cholesterol biosynthetic process; isopentenyl diphosphate biosynthetic process, mevalonate pathway. Gene Ontology annotation, molecular function: mevalonate kinase activity; ATP binding. Lineage: Eukaryota; Metazoa; Arthropoda; Insecta; Hymenoptera; Formicidae. Gene Ontology annotation, cellular component: cytosol; cytoplasm.